GAGGGCAUGCUACCUGCGGGCUGCCAGGGUGCACAGACUCCGCCUCAUGCUGCCUGGUCACAGGCGGCUGCCGGGUAAUCCCAGCACUGGCGGCAGCCGGAUCUUCUCACGCAGCAGAAGCAGUAGCACCGGCCUCUCUCUCCGCCGGCUCCCACACAACAAUACACAUGCUCUGAAGGUCGCCGGAAAAGGACGUGACGUUAUCCAAACACACUUCCUGCAUGAGGCUGAGGGCGCCAUUUUACUUUCUGGUACACUGUGAUUCCGCAGAGAGAACAAGAACAAAUGGGCAAAAAAAAGGUUCAAUCAGAAAAUAUUGAGAAGAAAAAGAAAAUGCCAGAAAACAUAUCGGAAGUCCCCGUGUCAAAAAAGAAGAAAUUGAUUCCUGAGCUACAGAUUUCUGAAGACUCAGAUUCUCCGAAGUGUCAGGUAGAAGCUCAUGAUGGUCCAGAAGCAGAGGACCUUACUCCAGAGGAACAGAGAAUUCUGGAAAGGAAACUGAAAAAAGAACGUAAGAAGGAGGAAAAGAGGACAAAAAGAGAAAGUAAUGCAGAAGAGAAGAGUGAAGAGCCAGCAAAACCUUCAGCUUCUGAAUUAGCUUUGCAGUACUUGAAGCAAUGGUCCAAAAAACACUCUGAAUGGAGAUUUCAAAAAACGAGGCAAACCUGGCUCCUCAUGAACAUGUAUGAUGAAGAGAAGGUUCCCAACAAAUACUUUAAGAUUCUGUUAAAUUAUAUGGGUGGUAUGAAAGGCACCGCACGCGAGACCACUAUACAGAAAGCCGAGGCCUUCAUGAAGGAGUAUGAUAACUGUGACCCACAGGAGGAGACGGACCUACAAAAGAUAACAAGAAUACGAGAAGUCUUACAGAUUUUGUCUUAAUCCUCUCUAGGGGGUAUAUUUACUAAAGGUUGGGGUGGGGUGGGGGGGUCAAUGUUAGAUCGAUUUUAAAUCGAUGUUGGACGUCCAGUGUUAAAACACACAUUUACUAGCAGAUUAUUUUUUAUAUUAAUUUUUAAUUGUUAGUAAAUGUGUGUUUUAACCCUGGAAGCCCUAAUCGAUUAAAAUCGAUCUAUAAUCAAACAAAAUUGACCUUUAGUAAAUAUACCCCUAGGCUGUUCUGUUCCGUUGCGACAAUAACAGUAGUGUGUCAUGCUGUCACAGUGUUCAGGCAGAUCUGACAACUGUUCCAUUCAAAUACAUAUCUCAGUAGUUUGUGUUUUACACAGUCUUACCUGACCACACUAGCAAGCAGCUGAGGCAGCUCUGAAUCCUGGUUCACACCAGAGUUUGUAUGCACACAUAUUGUUCUUUUAGAGAAUAGACCAUGCCAAUUAUUUCUCAAUGUUUAUUUGCUUUUACACUUUUUUCUUAACUUUGCUUAUUUUUAAUGUGUUUAUUAUUGUCCAACAAUUAUGCAACUUCAUUAAAGACAAUUAAGCUAU
This is a messenger RNA of Pseudophryne corroboree (corroboree frog), 1445 nucleotides long. RefSeq names its product chromosome 7 C7orf50 homolog (gene CHLSN). The transcript has 6 exons. NCBI's taxonomy places the organism in Eukaryota, Metazoa, Chordata, Amphibia, Anura, Myobatrachidae. The record is from RefSeq and is a predicted model, not a curated record. Bases 286 to 882 code for a protein of 198 amino acids.